AACUUUCUUCCACGGACCAGAUCAACUUCCACUUUACCAAAUUCCUUCAAUUUCCUUCAUCUCACAAUUUCCUCACUUCUUCAUCUUCAUCAACCAUUUCUUCCUUCCCCUGAUUCAUUUAUUCAUUUUCCCCUUGUUCAUGCGAGCUUCCAUUCCCAAGCUCUCCAAUCCCCAUCAAUGGUGACCAUUACCGAGGAACCAGACGAGUCAGUGCCGAAGCCAUCAAAGCCUAAAUCCAACAAAUCAAGUUCAUCCUCAAAACCUCCGCCGAGCUCCACCACUGCACCCCCCAAAACCCCUCCAUCUCCUACCCCAAAUCCGUUCACCUUCUGGUUCUACUUCACUUUAAUCGUCUCUUUCGUUACAUUUUUCUUCAUUUCUCUCCCUUCUCUCUCUCCCCAAGACCCCAAAUCCUGGUUUUUAAGCCUACCCACCAGCCUCCGUCAACAUUACUCAAAGGGUCGUCUUCUAAAGGUACAAAUUAGCCCUAAUUUAUCUCCAAUCGAAGUUUUCGCCGUUGAAAAUGGCGUAAAAGGAAAUGAAAAUGUGGUCAUUGUUCAUGGGCUGGGGCUGAGCUCUUACUCCUUUCGCAAGGUUUUGGACUCAUUAGGUUCCAAAGGAGUUCGUGCUCUGGCGUUUGAUCUGCCCGGCAAUGGCUUUUCCGACAAAUCCACGGCUGAGAUCGACGAGAGCUCAAAUGGGGUUUUAGGGAGGCUUUUGGAUGUCUACAAUUUGAUUCAUGAAAAGGGUAUCUUCUGGGCGUUUGAUCAGAUCAUUGAAACUGGGCAGAUUCCUUAUGAAGAAAUUCAAAAACAUGUUCCUAAGAGGAAGAUCUUGAAGCCAAUUGGGUUAGGCCCUGAAGAGAUUGGUAGCAUUUUGGGGCAAAUCGUAGAUACUAUUGGUUUAGCUCCAGUGCAUUUGGUUCUUCACGAUUCAGCUUUAUCAAUGGCGGGAUAUUGGGUUGCAGAGAAUUCAGGAUUUGUGAGGAGUUUAACUCUUAUUGAUACUUUAUCAAAGCCUUCUCUUCCUUUAUGGCUCUUGGAGUUGCCUGUUGUGAGAGAAGUUAUUUUGGGAUCAAAUUUUGUGUAUUCAAGGUUGAUCAACCUUUGCUGUUCUAAAGGGAAUGAUGCUCCCAUUGAUGUGGAGGCUCAUAGAGUUCUUUUGAAGGGCCGCGGUGGGCGGAGGGCAGUUGUUAGCAUGGGGAAGAAGUUGAAUGAUAGCUUUGACAUUUCAGAAUGGGGUGGUCUGGAUGAUCUGAAAAGUGUGCCAAUGCAGGUUAUCUGGUCGAAUGGUUGGUCGAAUGAAUGGAGUGCCGAGGGACGUCGAGUUGCUGAUGUGCUUCCACAGGCAUCCUUUGUUAAACAUUCCGGUGGACGGUGGGCUCAAGAAGAUGUAGCUGAUGUUGUAGCUGACAGUAUAGCUCAGUUCGUAUCCUCAUUACCCCCCACGGUUAGAAAAUCUGCUGAAGAGACUACUCCUGAACACAUUCAGAAAGUUUUCGAUGAAUCUGGAAAUAGCGACCACCACCACCAUCACGAUCAUGGGAGCCAUGGCAUUCAUGGAGCUGGUUACAUGGACGGAUAUGGGCUCGGCAGUCAUGCCUGGUAAACUAACAUCCUCAUCUUUCUGCAGGACACACUCUCAAGAGAAGGGGUCAGAUAUAUGAAUAUCCCAUUGAGUCCCUUUGAGUCCUUAGAUUGAUUGUACUUUUGUUUGAGCUUCUCAGGAAAGACAACCUGACGUAAACGUAUCUUGACGACUCGUAACAUCUUAGAUAUUUCAAAAGUUAUUUACUUUCUUUUUUUUCUUU
Molecule: messenger RNA, 1810 nt
Organism: Benincasa hispida (wax gourd)
Lineage: Eukaryota; Viridiplantae; Streptophyta; Magnoliopsida; Cucurbitales; Cucurbitaceae
Gene: AXR4
Product: alpha/beta-Hydrolases superfamily protein
Source: RefSeq, a predicted model, not a curated record